Molecule: messenger RNA, 1439 nt
Organism: Actinia tenebrosa (Australian red waratah sea anemone)
Lineage: Eukaryota; Metazoa; Cnidaria; Anthozoa; Actiniaria; Actiniidae
Biological process (GO): chloride transport
Cellular component (GO): membrane; cytoplasm
Molecular function (GO): chloride channel activity
Source: RefSeq, a predicted model, not a curated record
UGGGUAGAUACAUUCUGUUAGGUGGUUUAGUGGGCUUGCCGAAUGCCCAAAUAGACUUGAGACGUAACGGUUACCCUUGACAACAGCUGGUGGGCUGGUUAUGAAUAUUAAUGAGYCAUUGAUAACAGCUAACGAAGCACAGCAUAAUUUUGAAAACGCGCUCACUUGUGUCCGCCGAAARUAUUUAUUUUCGUGAAAGGGGUGUGACAGAAGCUUGUAGCGUGAGCUUCAACAAGAUUCGAGCUAGUAUACGUAUGCAGAGAUUUGAACUAAAAUUGCUACRAAAUGUCUUCUGUUUUGUACUUAAAGGGGUCUAACCUCCCUGGACAAGGGAAAAAACGAUUGGGAGAAUGUAUAAAAAGCCAGAGAGUGUUGAUGAUUGUGAAGCUCAAAAACCUGGAAGGUGUUUUUCAUAUUCGCUUCAUCGACGAGAAGACCAAGCAAAGUGAUGUGGAAUUUAGGAAGCUCGAUGCGACCAUGACUCCUGUUUUAGUACACCAAGGUAUCGAAUACCAAGACGUAGAUGAAAUUGCUUAUCAUUUGGAAAARCAUUUUCCUGAUCCACCUUUGGAAACGCAUGAUGUUGAAGCCAAUGCGUUGGGCGGCCAAGCCACCCCAAUGUCGAGUCUCGCUGGAUGGAUUAAGAACAAGGACCCUAAACGAGAAGACUUUUUGAGGCAAAAAUUUGAGAAGAGUAUGGGCGACAUCGAUCACUCUUUGGGAAAGAGAGAAGGCCCAUUCAUUUGCGGCGAGGAGCUCAAGUUCCCAGACUGCAUUCUAUUGCCCAAACUGUACCAUGCGAAAGUGGCUGCAUUGUACAUCAAAAACUAUGAUUUUACGAAGCCGGACCCCAGGGUUCAGACCAGUAGUGAGACGCCACCGGUGUUUAAAAAUAUUGGGAACUAUUUGAAAGCGGCCAUGGGGAAUCCAGUAUUCUCAGAAACCUGCCCAUCUGAAAACGAAAUUCAAGAAAAGUGGAGAAAUUACAAGAGAUAGAUUGGUCAAAGACACUAGUAAAUCGGAACAUCCUUUGUACUAACAACGUAAUGUUGACAUUGCUUUUAUAAUCUAGCCACGCAGCCAUACUGUUUUAUUCAACAUGAUAUGCAAAUGUUUAGUUUGAAUAUUAUUUCUAACCUUAACACGUAGACGAGUUUUAAUAUCUCUGCCCUAAGUCCUAAGAUAAAGUUUUUUAUCAUUACAUAUGCCUAAAUAUACAAUCGAUAAUUAUUUUACCACCGACGUACUCGUUUCCACCUUAUUUUUACCAUUAGUAUCGUUUCGAAGCUUGUGUUGUUUCGAGUUGAUUCACCGAAAGUCAAUAAAGCCACGCGAAGCAACACAAAAACGAUUGUAARCUUCGGUAGAAAAUAUGUACGAUGUAGUACAAGCCAUGUUAUUCAUGCAUUAAAGUAACUUCUAGCUUCUAGCUUCACAAA